Messenger RNA from Ziziphus jujuba (common jujube), 1592 nucleotides. RefSeq lists its product as uncharacterized. NCBI's taxonomy places the organism in Eukaryota, Viridiplantae, Streptophyta, Magnoliopsida, Rosales, Rhamnaceae. The transcript has a single exon. Bases 338 to 1456 code for a protein of 372 amino acids. The record is from RefSeq and is a predicted model, not a curated record. Gene Ontology annotation, cellular component: endoplasmic reticulum.
UAAGAAAGAGAGACAGAGAGAGAGAGGACUUUAAUAAUUUGGUCUUCUCCGGAUUAGUUAUUCUAAUGUUAUUUAUUUAUAUAUUUCAUUUCGUGCUAUAGGGUGGAAAGAAUAAUAAAAUAAUAGGUCUUUUUUCUGGAGAAGAUAAGUGCGUGGAAUUCAUCGUCCAAUCUGAUAGAAGCAAAAACCAUUUGACAAGAAAUCAUUGAAUGAAUUCUUGGACAAAGAAAAAAAGAAGAAUCAUUUCAAAAACUUUUUGUGUAAUCUCUCUUAACUUCUUGUGUUACAAAAGUUUCUGCUACUGCUACACUUGCUUACCCCAGUGACUAGUACUACCAUGUCUCCAAUUCAAUCUCAACCAUCCACUUCCUCCUUCAUCAUCACCAUCCUCAUCAUCUUUUUGCUGGGUCCACUUCCACACCAAGCCCAAGCUCGGAAGCCUCAUGUCAUCCAUUUCCGAUCCCCAAAUCUCUACCCGGAGGGCAUCACCUGGGAUCCCUCCGCCAAACACUUCAUCCUCGGCUCCUUCUGGAACCGUAUUCUCGUCUCCGUCUCCGAUUCCGGCACUGUCGAAACCAUAAUCUCCGACCACUCUCUACCGGAGAACGUUACCUUCUUGGGCCUCGCCGUCGAUUCCGUCAACGACCGUCUACUCGCCGUCGUCCAGGCCAUGGAACCACUCCCUCACUUCCAGGCCCUCGCAGCCUAUGACCUCCGUUCUCACCGCCGCGUCUUCCUAUCUCCCCUCCCGUCAGACACCGACGACGGCACGCGGCGGGAGAUCGCAAACGACGUCGCGGUGGACUCCAAGGGCAACGCUUACGUUACCAAUUCGGCCGGGAACUUCAUCUGGAAAGUCAACGACCGAGGAGAAGCUUCUAUUUUCUCCAAGUCGGCGAUAUUCAAUUUCCAUCCAGUGGACAAAGACUCGCCGUUCAGCUUCUGCGGUCUAAACGGCAUCGUUUACGUCGGCGAGGGUUACUUCCUUGUUGUCCAAAGCAAUACGGGGAAGAUGUACAAGGUGGACGCCGACGACGGCACGGCACAGCAGGUGGUGCUGCCCCAGGACUUGCCACUGGCCGACGGGAUCGCGAUGCGCAAAGACGGCGUCGUUGUGGUGGUGUCGCAGCAUAAGAUGUGGCUUUUGAAGAGCGAGGACACGUGGGGGGAAGCGGUAGUUUUUGACGAAAUUGACCUUGAUCGGGAGGCUUUUCCAACCACCGUUGUUAUCGGGGCUGAGGAGAGGAUAUAUGUGGUAUAUAGUCAAUUGUUGGAUACAAUGAGGGGAAACGUAGGGCGGGAUAAGUUUAGGAUAGAGGAAGUGAGGUCCGAGAAGGAAAGUGGGCUAGAUCAUUUUUGGAUGUUUGUACUAAUCGGGUUGGGCUUGGCCUGUUUCCUCUUUUGGAGAUUCCAGAGGCGCCGGUUUGUUAACAACUUCGAUAAAAAGACCACUUAGUUUUUUCUUUUUCUUUUUUUUUUUUUUUUGGGUAACACUUGUUGUAUUGUUUCUUUUGUUUAUGAUAAUGAAUGGUUUGAUGUGAUUAAUAUUUUACGUGUAAAUGUAUAUAUACAUGUAUAUAUUUCUUUUGGCA